This is a messenger RNA of Bactrocera dorsalis (oriental fruit fly), 3278 nucleotides long. RefSeq names its product centromere protein J (gene Sas-4). The transcript is spliced from 2 exons. Gene Ontology annotation, molecular function: tubulin binding. The record is from RefSeq and is a predicted model, not a curated record. Gene Ontology annotation, cellular component: centriole; nucleus; centrosome. NCBI's taxonomy places the organism in Eukaryota, Metazoa, Arthropoda, Insecta, Diptera, Tephritidae. Gene Ontology annotation, biological process: centriole elongation; cilium assembly. The coding region runs from base 159 to 3272 and encodes 1037 amino acids.
UAGAAAUAUGUUUUUCCAAACACUCAUCUCUGAUUUGCUAUUUAUCGAAUAGCUCGUUAGGUUGCCUAUACUGAAAUAAAUAACAUUUUCAAUUUAAAAUAUACGAGUGUGGAUAAUUCAAUUUAUUUUGAUAAAACUGUUAACCAUCAGCAAAUUUUAUGUUGAAAAUGCUGCAAACCAAUUGCAAAAACAACAUGCUAGACUCACAAGUGAAUAUAGUAAAGCGUUUGGAAAAGUUAAGCAAAUGGCAGGAAGAACAGAAACGUCUGUUGGACGACCGCCAGAAUAUGCAGCGAAAAAUGCUGGGUUUAGAGCACCAGGAUAUAUAUGAAAAAAUGGGAUUCUUAAAUGGAAAUGACAUAAUUCAAAAUAUAGACAAAGGCGGUGGUGACACAUCAGGGGAUCAGUUGAAAAAAUUCGAAAUUCAAGAUGAUUUUGGUUCUGACAGUGAAAUCAAAGAAAUAGAAAGCAGAUUAUUUCAAACUAGAAAUAAAAUUCAAGGAGAACUCACAAAUCAAAGAAAUUUCAACAGUAUUGACUACAAUAAUGAACAAUUUCAAGUUAAAGAUAUAAAACCCAAGAGACCAUAUCUUAAACGAGGCGAGGGCAUAAAAGCAAGAUAUAAAAUCUCACCUGAAUCAUUGCGACUAAAUAACUUACCCCGAUAUAAGUAUGCCGAUGCACAUUCCAAAAUUAAAAAUAUACAACGACGCAAGUUAGCUCCUAGAGUGAAACCAUCCCAAAAAAAUGCAGUGAUAGAAACUAAUAAAAUUGAUUGUAUUGAUGAAAUAAAACAUGAUGUUAAUGAGAAGCAAUUUCAUAAAAUCUUGGCCAAUGCAAAUCCUCCUAAUAGUUCUACACCGGAUACAAGGGCUUUCAAAGCAGAUUCAUCUUCAAUUUCUAUAACUCUACCCAACGUCCGGCUAGGUGAAACUGAAAUUAAAGAAACAAAAUCCUGUGAAGAUUUUGAAGAAAAUGGAACGGAACAUCAAGUUGAACCAUAUGUCGCAAUUACUUGGUCAAAAGUUCUCAAUCCACAACAUUUGAAACCCUUACCUAUACACGAAAUACGGCAAAAUUUAUCAAACUCUGGGAGAAAUGAUUGUAAUGAUGAUGAAAAUCUCAGUAUCUUUGAACUUCUUGAGCGGCAAGCUGACCAAGGAGCUAUAGAUAUGAACUCCAGUUGUGUAAGAAAAUUCUUAAACAAUAAAAUGAAUAAUGAUAAAAAUGAAGUAAAUGAUAGUAAAAUGCCUAUAAAUAGUCGAUAUGCGGAUUGUCGCUUGCGACCUACUGUCGAAGAAGUGUUAAGAUGCGAUUCUGACGACGAAAAUAGUUUUUCUGAUGCCACUGACGAUAGAGACCAGAGAUGUCAAACACCUGGUAUUUUAACUUACCUAAGUGCGGAAUCUAGAAACGAGUCCACAUUACAUGCCGACAAAAUGAAUUUACAUGUCCGUUUUUCUGAAGAAAAUUCAACUUGUAAAUAUGACAAUGGCGAAGAUAUAAUUUCCAACAAUUCCAUAUUAGAUGAAGAAACGUCCUCAAAUAAAAGUUCAUAUUUAUUUCAUCAAUUCAAGGAUGCUCUCUUUAGCGCACUGCUAGGCAAAGGUGCUGGCGACGACAAAACAACAGAUCAAAACAUGUUGAUGUCCUCGCCACCAUCUGCGUUAACGCAAGAACUACAAGAGAAGAGCAACAUUAUUAAAUUACGUCUGGAAGAGCUUGAAAAGGAAAUAGCUUCCUUCCGGAACAAUAACAUUGAGUUAUUGCGAGCCAAACAGGAAUAUGAAAUGGAAAAAGCACAUUUCAGUCAAGAACGCAAUGAAGCGUUGGAUCGUUUAAAAGACGAUAAGAUUCAAAUGGAAAUGUACCUGCAUGAUGAAAGAAUGAAAAUUGAAGAAGAGAGGCGUAAAUUUGAACACCAAAUGCGAGUGCAAAAACAAGUUAUAACCAACAAAGAACGAAAGGAAAUUGCACGACUCAAAGAUGAAUUAGAAACGCUUCAAAGUCAAUUGAAACAAAAGGAGCAAUUACAUGCAUCUGCGCAGGCGCGUUUGCGUGUGCAAAUAAGAAACAUGGAGCGCGAUCAAAAGCAACUAUAUGAGGAUAUUGAACGAUUAACUAAGGAAAAUAAGCGAUUACAAAAUGAGAAACAGAAACUCGAAAGGGAAGGUAACAAUAAAAUGCUUAUGGAAAUCAAUAGAAACAUUGCAAAAUUAGCGCCAAAAGUUACCAACCCAAACACGUGCAAUGCAAGCUCUGAAUAUUUCGAAUUAAAUAAUCGAUCUGGCGUUAAGAACUCGAAGGCAUUACACUCUUCGUCUACACAAAAAUCAAAUGUAAAAAGUCAUCGUAUAAUGAAAGCUCCACCUAAUACACGAAAUACUAGCAGAACCGAUUUAAAAAACGAUUCAGAAAAUUCAUGUGCUUUGUAUACAUUGGAUAUUGAUGACCGGUGUAACGACUCUGAAGGGGAUCUAGCAGAUGAUGAUGAUGAUGAUAUUAUUUCCGAAUUGAGAGAGACCCAGAAUUGUAGAAAUGUAAAAUCUGUUGAAAGUACAAGUCAUUCCAAUACCUCGAAAGAUACUGUAAUUUACAAAAGCGAUCUGAAAGAAGCGGACAGGCCUAAUGUAAAAGCGCAUAGCGCCGAUAUAGCAACUGCAGCGAAUAGAAAAAGGAUUAGUAAAUCCGCUGUAGAGCCUGAAGAAAAUUAUCGACGUGAAAUUAUUAAUCCAGAUGGUAGUAAAGAUAUUUUAUAUCCCAAUGGCAACUUAAAGAAAAUCUCAUCGGAUGGCAUGAACAUUCGUAUGUUAUACUUCAACAAAGAUAUUAAAGAGACUAAUGUCAAUGAGGGGACUGUUAAAUAUUACUAUGCUGAAACAAAUACUUGGCACACGACGUACCUAGAUGGCUUGGAAAUUCUAGAAUUUCCCAAUGGUCAAACCGAACAUCGUUAUAAGAACGGAGUUAUAGAAAUUCAUUUGCCCGACAAUUCUGUGAAAAUUACUAACCCCGCUGAGAAAGACAAACUGGAAGAAUGGCGUUUUGCCGAUGGUACAAAUUUAAUACAAAUGCGAAACGGUGAUAAAGUUUUGAUGUUACCAAAUGGUCAAAAAGAGAUACAUACCAAACUUAACAAAAGACGUGAAUAUCCGGAUGGCACAGUCAAACUCGUUUAUCCCGACGGAAGUCAGGAGACGCGGUACUCAAAUGGACGCGUUCGGUUAAAAGACAAAGACGGCAACUUAGUAAUGGAUACUGAACGGAUUUAAAUGAAU